Chara braunii is the source of this 1315-nucleotide messenger RNA. Lineage: Eukaryota; Viridiplantae; Streptophyta; Charophyceae; Charales; Characeae. The record is from the annotation of a GenBank genome assembly.
CGUCGCGCUGCACCAGUCUCGGAAGCAAGCUUCAGUCAGUUGGCAGCUAUGGCGGCCUCCAUGGCGAAUUCUCUCUCAUCUUUUUCGGGCGGAACAGAUGAAGUAGGAUCUAUGAACAUGAUGGCAGCAGCCUCUACAGCUAGAUCGGCGACAUCAAUAAGCCAAAAUGAACAAGAGAUAAGCGACCACGAGCUGCAGGUGUUAGGCUUCCUUCGUUUCUUAAGGAUGAAGAGGAUGCAGCACGUGAGAGAGAUAAGCUCUCUGUUCCGGGACUAUGAGAAGUGGAAGUUGGAGGAUGCGAUCUACACAAAAAACAAUGUGCUGGAGAUGCUAAGCGCAUUGGCGACGGAGGUCACACAUGCACUGGAGAAUGAGCUAGAAAACAACGCCCACGCCAAUGCUCUUCUACUUAAACUCAUCUUCCAGCAGGCGGAGGAAGCAGGUUUUCUGAUGUAUGCUGAUUUUAACCAACUGGAGAACAUGAACCUCCUUGCCGAGAUGAAAUCCUCCGAGCAGGCAGUAUUGAACAAACCAGCCACUGCCUUCACUGUAAAAUCACAAAAAUUAAGGAAGAUCGCAGGCAGCGGGACAGAUCCACACGUGAUUAUCGAGAGAGACACAUUGCGCGAGGAGGUUCAUAGCUUGAAUGACAAGUUGACCAAGCUCCAGGCACAGGUAAAACUUGCUUGCGGCAUUCUCAAAAGUACACAAAAACUUGAAAAAAGUGAUGAGCGACGAUUGCUUGCUCUAGAAAUUAGAAGUCGCAACGGAGUUCUGACUUCUGAGUUGUGAUAACAUCAUAAGAUUCAUAACAAUGAUAAGGCACUCACUAUUUAUUUGUCUACUCUGACUCUACUGUGUGCCUCUCAAAAAAAAUCUGCUAAUCAGACCUGCCUUCCGUUCACAUUUCGGCAUCGUCCCGAGAGUUUGUUUGGACUUCUCAUCUACCCUAAACCCUAAAGGCUAGCUUUAGAAUGGGCAGUUGUAGAAAAACAUAGCAAACAAGGAAAAAGACUCAUCUACCCUAAACCCUAAAGGCUAGCUUUAGGCUUUAAUCGGCAGUUGUAGAAAAACAAAACAAACACAAAAAAAAAAUUACGGUCCCCCUCAAUCCGUACGUAGUCAGGAAUGCGUGCAGUUGUCAAAUGGCCGUUGCAGCCUGACGCUGGAUAGUGCUUGCCGUAGGAAGCUAGUUCAGAGGCCGUUGAUGAAUGCCUAUCAUCAGAUAGGCAGUGCGCAGACAGCAAAGACCACCAAUGUGAAAGAAAGGACUCAAGAAUAGCAAUGCGAUCAGAAAUGAAGCAAUGCAAACGAA